Salvia miltiorrhiza (redroot sage) is the source of this 955-nucleotide messenger RNA. RefSeq names its product nifU-like protein 1, chloroplastic. Gene Ontology annotation, cellular component: mitochondrion. Gene Ontology annotation, molecular function: iron-sulfur cluster binding; iron ion binding. Gene Ontology annotation, biological process: iron-sulfur cluster assembly. The transcript is spliced from 3 exons. The coding region runs from base 120 to 770 and encodes 216 amino acids. The record is from RefSeq and is a predicted model, not a curated record. Lineage: Eukaryota; Viridiplantae; Streptophyta; Magnoliopsida; Lamiales; Lamiaceae.
AAAAUGAAAACGAAAAAGAAAAUGAGUGGACAGAAAAUGUUGGGUCCACCGGCUUCUUAGACUUCAUACAAAUCGAGAAUUUUCUCUAAUCGACUCACGGAGCUUCGCCCAAAACGACUAUGGCAUCCAUGGCGACGGCGACGGCGACGGCGAGGACAACCUUCACGACUGCAGCACUAAUCUCGUCACCUAAAUCUUCGAAGAUCGAAUCUAUCGGAUUUCAAUCAAUCCAACCGCUCAAUAUCAGGCGGUUGAAACAAAAUCACCGGGGUUUUAAUGUUGUAAAAGCAUCGGCGUCUGGACUGUACUCCGCCGAGCAUCUCGAGCUCACUGCGGAAAACGUAGACAAGGUUCUCGACAACGUCCGGCCGUACUUGAUCACCGACGGCGGGAACGUCGAUGUCGUGUCGGUUGAGAACGGCGUCGUCUCGCUCAAGCUCCAAGGAGCAUGCGAAAGCUGUCCUAGUUCAACAACAACCAUGAAAAUGGGGAUUGAAAGAGUUCUAAAGGAAAAAUUUGGAGAUGAAAUCAAGGAUAUAUGUCAAGUAUAUGAUGAACAGGUCACUGAAACUACAGUUGAGGCAGUGAACAACCAUCUAGAGAUAUUAAGACCAGCCAUAAAAAACUACGGUGGCAGUGUAGAAGUGUUGUCUGUCGUAGGCGGAGACUGUGUUGUGAGGUACAUCGGGCCUGACUCUAUCGGAUCGGGGAUCAAAGCAGCCAUCAAGGAGAGAUUCCCUGAUAUUGCCAAUGUCCAACUCACCAACUAGCUAUUCGGCCGAGGAAUGAAUUUUGAGUAUAAUGCUUUCUAAAUUUUACUCAAAUUCAUAUGUUACUAAUGCUAGUUCGUUUCGCAGAUGCAAAUACGUUUUGUAUAUAGCAAUAAUUGACAUAAAUUUGCAGCUCGAUGUACAAAAGGAAUUAUGUAAAUUGAUUUUUUGUUUUCUUUGUUUCA